CUGACAAGACUUGGUGCUUCCAGUCGUACGCCGCGUUAUUUUUUUACAUUAUUAAGUUCCCCAAAAGAAAUGACAAUAGUAGUUUUCAAUGUUCCCAAGUGUCGUAUGGUGAUCGUAAACUAGCAAGCUGCAAGGAUCGAGUGGCCGACAAGUUGCAAGGCGUUUUUAUCGCAGUCAGUUUUAGAGCGCGAGCGGGGACGGCCGCGUCGCUGCAAUCUCUGAAUCUCGCGUGUGUCGUGACUAACGUGAUGCUAGUGUAAUCGCGCUCAUUAUACUAUAGUGUUUUUUAUUAUAGUAUUGUCCGAGUGACGUCUCGCUUAAGCAUGCUGAUGGUACAGACGAACGCCCACCCCAUGAAAACAACAAAAAUAAAGGGACCGCCACCUGUACCCCCGCGGCCCAGUCAGAGCAUGGUCGCAGAAGCGCUUGCGAAGACGAGAAAAGCAGUUGCCGAUUCAAAGGCCAAUUUAACCAAGACUAGAACCUUCACUAAGCAUGAAAACCCUCAGGUUUCAUCGAAAGCGAAAACUUUAGAUCGAAACAGUACUAAUAAACCUUCUGUGUCGCCUAGGCAAAACGGUCUCGCACGCGUCAAGUCUUUUAUCAAAGAUGUGAUAAGUGAUCGAAGCUCUUCAUCCGAUGAGAGGAAGUCUAGCGGGCAGAAUUCCAGAAGGAGCUCCAGUGACAGUAGCUCUGUUAAUUCGCCCUCUUCUACUAAGAAGUCGAACGAAUCCCUAAAUUCUAGAGCUGUAAAAACUUGUAAACAAAUAUUAGUUCGAUCACUUUCAACUUCAAAUAAAUUAGACCAGGAUGCUAAGUGCAAAGUUUCGAAAUCAUCUAGUUUCGCGGAAAAAACAUUACCUUUACGUAAAGCCCCACCGCCUCCGUUAUCCCCUAAGCCUAAAAUUAAACCAAUGAGACCAACACCUAUAAGUAAUUCUUUAAAAGCAAAUAAACCAAAAAUUGAGCCGGAAGUUAGUCCCUAUUCGCUACCCGUAGACGCAGAACCCACAGUCCCCAGCAGUCCGGUUCCCGAAGCACCAUACGCUACUGUAGAAGAAAUUAACCAUAACGAGACUAGUGUAGAAAAAAGUUUAAACGAUGAUAACAUGCAAAAUAAACAAAUCGAGAACGAUAAUUCGAAAGGGGACGUAAAUGUAAACAACAACAAUUCCCUUGAAAGAAAAACUUCUCGAGUAACAGAGAUGCUGAUUUCUGAGAUUCUCGCCAGUAGAAACAAUAAUAAAGACGAAGCCAACACCGUUAUAGAUAAAGGCAAAGAUUCCACGAAUUUAACUAACGACUGCGGCUCGCCCGAAAUGGGAAUGAUGAAGGACAUGAAUAAUCACGAAAUGCUGAUUUAUGAGCUGCAAACUAUGCAUUCGCAAUCCAAUGUGCCUGAAGUGUUGGAUAAUGAUGACGAGAAGAAUGGGAAUUGUGAAUCUGAUUCGGAGGAACCGAAUUACGCGGUGUCGUCUGUAGCGAGCGGGAAUACGGAUGACGGAUAUGAUCAAGCGUAUGCUUAUAUCGUUGACGAUGAUCUCAAAUCUAGACUACGCAAGCAGUUCAAAGCAAUAAGCACGAUGUCGUUGCAAGGUCUACCACCCUUACCCAAGAGUCUCAGCGGCUUCGCUGACGGGGAGCCGAUGCAGGAGCCGUCGCCGACAAGUGACGAGACCCCGCCCACUGAUCUGGACGGACAACUCGUUUAUUUGAAGAAGGAAAUGGCCAGCCUUCGACAACUGGAUCUCUCCCUGCUCUCCGAGCUGUGGUCCCUCAGCGAAGCGAUGGCGUCCUGGAGGCGGCAGCUGGAGCGCGGGCCGCGGCUCCGACCCGCCCCGCCGCCGCCUCCACCACCGCAUUACCUUAGAACAUAAUAAAACAUACAAAUAUACCUGUGCAAUUUCAUUCAUAAACCAAUGUACAUAAUUACAAUGUUCCAAAUGUGAUUUUUUUAUUGUAACAAUUUAAAUAAUGCAUUCAGUAGGUACUCCCAUUAUAUGUGGCAUGGUAAAACAACAUAACUGUGAAAUUAUCUCGAAGCCAAAAUUAAAAAUAUCGUCCCUUUGACAGUGCCUUUCCCGCGUAAAUUUGACGUUAGCUUUUUGGUCAAUGCAAUCUUUUAAAAUGGAUUGUGUCUAACAAUAAAAAAUGUUGUGUGGUUUUAUAAAACCACGGUAAAAGUGAAACUUUUUUUCACACUAUACCUAGACAUUUAACUAAAAAUUAUCGUACGUCUCGUGCGUCACGCGACAUGCGCUACACAGACCAAAAAGUUUGAGACGAUGUAAUAAAAGUUUCACUUUAAUAAUACCUAUUUAAGUAAAUAUGGUUUGACUAGUUACUAAAUAAUGCGACCCUAUUUAUGGAGCUCAAUAGCUAUUUUACUUAUUGUACUUGUUUGAAAACAACAUGCAAGAAUGUUUUGUAGCGUCAAAUUGGAACAUUUUUUUUUAAAUAAUGGUUCUAUCUUACUUAUGUAGUGACGAGCUAUGUGUUUCAUGCUGUGGUUUCACGUCUUUUCUUGCUCAUUAUGUUGAUUGAUUGGCAAUUAGCAUGCUUUCCGAUUCACGUGAUUAGUUUGUGAAUUUUUACAUAGGACUUUCGAUCGCGUUUACAUGUACAAUACCAAUUUGAUUUUAAUACUGUGAAUAUAAUAAUGUAAUACUUUUUCUAUUAUUUCUGUACUAAAUGACACUUUUCUAAUUAGUAUUUUAUAAUAAAGUUCUACUACUUUAUUAGGUUAAAGAUGAAACACAUAGAUAUCGUAUCCUAGGUACCUGAUAUUUAUAUUUUCAAUGCCUAUGCCAUUUGCAUUUCAGAAAUCAGUGUCCACGUGUCCCGGCAAUAAAUUUUAAGUAUUGUAGAAGUGUUGUAAAGCAUGUAAACUAAUAAACAUUUAGGUUUUUAAUAAAUAAUUUAAAAUUAAAA
Colias croceus (clouded yellow) is the source of this 2931-nucleotide messenger RNA. It is a transcript of the gene lmgA, whose product is annotated as anaphase-promoting complex subunit 11-like. Gene Ontology annotation, molecular function: zinc ion binding; cullin family protein binding; ubiquitin protein ligase activity. The transcript is spliced from 3 exons. Bases 324 to 1877 code for a protein of 517 amino acids. Gene Ontology annotation, biological process: anaphase-promoting complex-dependent catabolic process; protein ubiquitination; positive regulation of mitotic metaphase/anaphase transition. Gene Ontology annotation, cellular component: anaphase-promoting complex; nucleus. The record is from RefSeq and is a predicted model, not a curated record. NCBI's taxonomy places the organism in Eukaryota, Metazoa, Arthropoda, Insecta, Lepidoptera, Pieridae.